UAACAGGGAAGGUUCGCCGGUGCUCAACAAGGGAUCCGCGGUGGCUUUUUGACGUCCGCUUUGAGGAAGUGUGAAGUGUUUAAACGCUGCUUAUCGAUCCAGUCGUUGUCCAGACAAAAGUAGACGGGCUAAGCGAUGUCUGGCGAACACAGGGAGGGACAAGAGGCCAUGAAUGUAUACUGUGUAACCCUGGCCGGCCCAUCACCCUGGGGCUUUAGACUACAGGGUGGGAAGGACUUCAGCAUGCCCCUCACUGUUUCAAGGCUGACUCCCGGGGGCAAGGCAGCUCAGGCCGGUGUUGGGGUGGGAGACUGGGUUGUCUCCAUCGGUGACGCCAAUGCAGAAGACAUGAGCCAUGUGGAGGCACAGAACAAGAUCAGAGCAGCGACAGACUCUCUCACCCUCAGCCUCAGCAAAGCUUUCCACGCAGGUGGCGACCAGAAGGAUUCGCUUGCCCCAGCCUCAGUUCAGCCAAAGUACUCCUUUGCCCCCAGCACGGCCAUUAACAAGAUGGCGAGGCCAUUUGCAGCUGCUGGUGAUAGUGCCAACUCAGGUCCUGUUAUUAAGCCUGUGGCCUACUCACCUAAACUUAACACUCAACGCUCACAGAGCCCUGCCAGUAUGCAGCAGUCACACAAUGGCCUUGAGCCAACUCCCUCGCCUGCCAAGGGCCCGGCAGCAGAUAAACCUGAUGACUCGAAGACCUCCGCAGGAGCAGCCACUUCAGGUCCUUCCUGUCGACCUCCAUGGGUUACCGAUGCUACUUUUGCAGACCGCUAUCGUCCAGACAAGACUACUACAGUCAUGACCCAGCACCAGCAGCCAGCCCAGCCCACCCCUAUGCAGAACCGCAGCUCUAUCUUGCAGGCAGCGCAGCAGGCACCUGAAGACAGUGGAAGGACCCCUUUAUGUGGCGCCUGUAAAAAAAUCAUCAGGGGCCGGUACCUGGUGGCGCUGGGGCGUUCUUGGCACCCAGAGGAGUUCACAUGUUCCCAGUGUAAGGUGGUGCUGGAUGAGGGAGGCUUCUUUGAGGAAAGAGGCUCUGUCUUCUGCACCAAGUGUUAUGACAAUCGCUAUGCCCCCAACUGCGCCAAAUGCAAAAAGAAGAUCACAGGGGAAAUCAUGCAUGCCUUGAAGAUGACCUACCAUGUUCAGUGUUUCAAGUGUGCUGCAUGCAAGACUCCCAUCAGGAACCAAGCCUUUUACAUGGAGGAGGGUGAGCCCUACUGUGAGAAAGACUAUGACAAGAUGUUUGGUACAAAGUGCCACGGCUGUGACUUCAAGAUUGAUGCAGGGGACCGGUUCCUGGAGGCCUUGGGCUACAGCUGGCAUGACACAUGCUUCGUCUGUGCUCUCUGCCAAAUCAACCUGGAGGGGAAGACGUUCUACUCCAAGAAGGAUAAGCCCCUGUGCAAAGGCCAUGCCUUCGCUCCAGUGUGAGAGACAGAUGGAGAAAGCUUUCUCUUCAGAAGGAGGGAACACUUCACUCCGCUCACCUUCCUCUUUACCCUCCCCUAUGGCACACACUUCAUCUUCCUCCCCUUUUCACGCCGCACGUCUAGUUACACUGUCCCUAAUGCAUCCUGUCCUUUAUUUCUCAAUUGCUUUUGUCUAUGUAUUUGAGACGUGACACCAGUUUGACACGCUGUCACUUUGCUGUGCUGUUUGGGCAGCCGCCCUGUUACCGAGUCUCCACUAAAGCACAGUGUUGGAAAUGGAACUGGCCACAGAGUCAUUUCCAAGUCCUGAUUAAUAGCAAUUUUUUUUUUGUGGCUAUUGUAAUUUUAUUGAGCAUACUAGAUGUCACUUGAGUUUAAUCUAGGUUUGCGCGUACUUGUCGCUACAGUAGAAUAUCAUUACGACCCUGUUGACGUAAUUUUUGUUCCAUUUGUUGUGAGCAUCCUCCAAGUUGAAUGCACCAUUUCGUCCAUUAUCGCCGAGCGCAUCACUGUAAUGAUCUGACUCUACCCUGGUACACUUAAACCCCUAUUUGGGACCCUGGCCUGCUUAUUGGCUCUUGCUGCAGUACCUGUUAAAGUAAUUGGGGUCCAGUCAAGUAGAAAAGGGUGUCCUGAAACACUCCACAGAAGCAUGAAGUGCCUCAUCUGCAACAUUGGGUUUUGGAAAAUUGCAGCAUCUGCCUCAUCAGUAAUGUUAUUUUUGGAAGCACUCACCGGGGGAGGGGAGGGGGGGGGCGUUGAAAUAAUCUGUCAUAUAUUUCACAUUCCACUGAAGCAAUUGGUUGGUGAUGUUUCAUAUUUUGAUGUAAAAAAUAUAUAAGGCAUUUCGAUAUGUGAAAAACACUAUGAAAAACAAGCCAACCAAUUUGCAUCGCCUGUGUCACAAUAAUGUUUUGAACAUUAUUCUCCUGAAGUACCUGUAAAUCCUUUUUGAAUGCAAACAAACUAAUUGGAGGAGCAGAGAGAACUUGUGAUAAAACACUUUUUGUAUGUGUAUCAUUUUAAUUUUCAAAAGUAUUUUGAUGUUACAUUCUGUUCUGUCAUUAACGCCUAUAUGAGGAUGAGUUUUUUUAUGACGCUUUUGUAUCACAGUAGGAUGUUUUAAGUGCCUUUCUAAAAAAAAAAUACAAAGCUUUACACUGACGGCUUUGCAACUGUAACAGAGACCCUACUGAACAGUAUGUAUGUGUUAUAGAUGUUGCUGGUAAGUGUGUGAAAUUUAUAUACAUAGGAGCAAUGCUGUUAGAACCAGUUACACAAUAAACCCUUUUGAUUUACAUCAGCGU
Lampris incognitus (smalleye Pacific opah) is the source of this 2746-nucleotide messenger RNA. It is a transcript of the gene pdlim7, whose product is annotated as PDZ and LIM domain 7. The coding region runs from base 136 to 1440 and encodes 434 amino acids. Gene Ontology annotation, biological process: heart development; actin cytoskeleton organization; muscle structure development. The record is from RefSeq and is a predicted model, not a curated record. Lineage: Eukaryota; Metazoa; Chordata; Actinopteri; Lampriformes; Lampridae. Gene Ontology annotation, cellular component: Z disc; filamentous actin; stress fiber. The transcript is spliced from 11 exons. Gene Ontology annotation, molecular function: muscle alpha-actinin binding; actin binding.